Messenger RNA from Fusarium vanettenii 77-13-4, 1575 nucleotides. RefSeq lists its product as uncharacterized. Gene Ontology annotation, molecular function: transmembrane transporter activity. The coding region runs from base 1 to 1575 and encodes 524 amino acids. The transcript is spliced from 3 exons. The record is from RefSeq and is a predicted model, not a curated record. NCBI's taxonomy places the organism in Eukaryota, Fungi, Ascomycota, Sordariomycetes, Hypocreales, Nectriaceae. Gene Ontology annotation, cellular component: membrane. Gene Ontology annotation, biological process: transmembrane transport.
AUGGCGGUCAAGCCAUUUUCUGCUCGGUCUUCGAACGGCUACGCUGAUAGUGAUCAAUUGGCGCGACUAGGCAAGAAGCAGGUUCUCAAGCGAAAUUUUGGCUUCAUGUCGAUUCUCGGCUUUAGUUGUACCGUCCUGAUUACCUGGGAAGCUGUCACAGUUCUCUUCGCUCAGGGCCUCAACAACGGCGGCACUGCCGGCGUCAUCUACAGUUUCCUUAUCGUCUGGGUCGGCAACUUCAGCGUCUUCUCUACAAUGUGCGAACUAGUCUCCAUGGCUCCCACAUCCGGUGGACAAUACCACUGGGUUGCCAUGAUGGCACCGCGAUCCUGCGCCAAGUUCUUAAGCUACCUUACAGGGAUUCUGACGGUCGGGGGCUGGCAAGGCUCCGUUGCUUCUAGCGCUCUUCUCACUGGAAACAUGAUUCUGGGUUUAAUAUCUUUGAACAACGACAGCUUUGAGCCCAAGCUAUGGCAAGGCACUCUGCUCUUCUGGGCCAUAUUCGCUUUCGCCGUGUCCAUAAACACCCUUGUCAGUUCGGUGCUGCCCAAAUUCGAGGGCUUAAUCCUGAUUCUGCACGUGUUGGGUUUCUUCGCCAUCCUUAUUCCCCUCGUUAUUCUAGGCCCUCACGGAGAUGUCGAAGAGCUCUUCACGACCUUCGUGAACAACGGCGGCUGGCCAUCUCAGGGAUUAUCCUUUAUGGUUGGUAUGAUGGGCAAUGUUUUCGCCUUUGUCGGUACUGAUGCCGCUUUCCACAUGUCCGAGGAAACUGUGAACCCGUCUGUCGUGGUUCCCGCUUCCGUCCUACUGAGUCUAUUCAUCAAUGGUGCUUGCGGUUUCGCCAUGAUCAUUGCCAUGGUCUUCUGCAUGGGUAAUUUUGACGAUGCUAUCAACUCUGGUCCCGGCAUGCUGGGAUUUCCAUAUAUGUAUAUCUUCAAGCAGGCGACCAAUUCCACGGCCGGUGCUACCGUCAUGGCUACAAUUAUCAUGAUCCUUGGAGCUUGCGCUACCGUCGGCAUGCUUGCCUCGACUUCACGAGUAUUCUGGUCCUUCGCCCGUGACCGCGGUCUCCCUUUCUGGCCCACCUUGUCCAAGGUCGACGACCGCACCACUGUUCCCGUUUGGGCUGUCGCCGUCACUACCACAAUUUCGGUACUGUUAUCUCUCAUCAACCUUGGGUCUCCUAUUGCAUUCAUGAACGUUACGUCCCUUUCGAUUUCCUGUCUCUACGCCUCCUACCUCAUGGCCGCUAUUCUACUCCUCUACCGCCGUACCACCAAAGGUUUCGCGUUGCCAGCUACUUCAGAUCUCCCAGCUCUGGCUAACACCACAGGCGCCGAACUCGUUUGGGGUCCCUUCCAUCUUCCGGGCGCUUUUGGUAUUGCGAACAACAUAUUCACCAUCUGCUAUCUGGCGGUGGUUGGCUUCUUCAGCUUUUGGCCUCCGGUGCUGAACCCAACCCCCGACAUGAUGAAUUAUAGCGUUCUAGUUACUGGUUCAGUUGCCAUUUUUAGCGUUGUCUAUUACUUCGUACAGGCCAGGAAGGACUAUAAUGGUCCCGUUGUGGAAAUCUAA